GGUGAGAGCCGGAAUAUACCCGGUUGCUCCCCCUUGGAUCCUUGUUUGCUUCCUGCUGCCUGGCCUUCUCUCCUCCCCAAAAUCAAUCGCCCACAAAGGAGAGCCAGGCAGCCAGCCAAAUCUUCCACCUCCUCCAUUUCCAGCCCCGUCCCCACACCAGCUCGCGUAACCUCCUGCCCAUGGCUGGAGGCGGCGGCGCAGGCGCGGGCUCGUCGUCCGGCGGCGGCGGAGGGGGCGGCAGGGAGGGCGACUGGGACUGCGGCAGCUGCGGCAACCGCAACUACGCCUUCCGCUCGCUCUGCAACCGCUGCAAGCAGCCGCGCCUCCUCGUCGACCCCAACACCCCGCGCGACUCCAAGUGGCUACCCCGCGCCGGGGACUGGAUCUGCACCGAAAGAACUGCAAAAAGUGUGGCUUGCCCAAGGAGGAAGCAGCAAUGCCAGCAUUGCAAAUGGCAGGGAUGACUAUGCCAACUUAUGCAACUUAUAUUGCAAGACUACAAAGCCUUGCUGCUUCUGCUUCUGCCUAUAAGAUGAACUUUGGGAUGGCUGCCAAUUCACCUUUGCAGCAGCAACUACUUGCAAAUGCAAACUGGCCCUAUGGGAUGGCUGGUAGAUAUGGGAUGCAAUCUUCUGGUUGGCCAUUUGGCAACGGCAACCCAAAUCAGUUUUUAGGUGUUCCAAAGGAUUGGCGUAAUGGAGAUUGGCUCUGCAGCUGUGGAUUUCAUAACUAUUCAUCUCGUACUCAGUGCAAAGAGUGUGGUGCACCUGUACCAUCGGGCAUUCCCUCCACAACAAUGAAAGCUACAUCUGAUGCCUCUUCCACAUUAGGAACUAAGCGGUUGGCUUCAGAGGACCUGGCCAAUGACUGGGAUAAUAAAAGGCUAAAUCCAGGAAAUGACAAUUAUCCACUUUCAACAGGAGCUGCAAAUAAUUUAUUUUUGGGUAUUGAGCAAGGAGCUGGAAGCAGCAAUGGCCAGUCUGCCUUUCCCAAGUUUGACAACGGGAGCUCAAUGGCAUUACCAUCUGGGCAGGGAAUGUCUGGUCUUAUGGGAAAAGGGGCAAAAUGGCGUGACGGGGACUGGUUGUGCAACAACUGCAACAAUCACAACUAUGCAUCUCGUGCGUUUUGCAACAGGUGCAAAACUCAGAAAGAAUCUGCAGUUCACCCUGGUGUGUUAUAGCUUGCUGUUGGAUUAUUUUGUUCCAGGAUAUGUUGCUGCCUGUUCUAGCUCCUUCCUCAAGACUGCGGUUUGAGUUUUUUCGAUUCUGCAGUGUUUUUGCUGCUCUCAAAUGUUUGUCUCGAUAUUUCAUUAGUGCUUGUUGAAGUUCCCCCAUUUGUUUAUGGUAUAAGCGCUUGAAUAAAAUGUUUCUGGAAAGUACCGGCCUACAAUCUGGAUUUUGGCAAAAUAAUUGAAUUAGUUGUUGUACAAUGAAGCAAAUUGUCUUACGUUGUACUUUAUGAACUCUGGAGUAUUAUCACUCGUCGGGUUGAAAAGGGGAACUAUACAAUGUAAUUUCAGUACAGAUUAUUAUUUUUUCCUGAGACUCCAGUUGUGCUGUUAUGCGA
Zea mays is the source of this 1569-nucleotide messenger RNA. RefSeq lists its product as uncharacterized. Gene Ontology annotation, cellular component: cytoplasm. The transcript has 7 exons. The record is from RefSeq and is a predicted model, not a curated record. Gene Ontology annotation, biological process: regulation of DNA-templated transcription. The coding region runs from base 437 to 1183 and encodes 248 amino acids. NCBI's taxonomy places the organism in Eukaryota, Viridiplantae, Streptophyta, Magnoliopsida, Poales, Poaceae. Gene Ontology annotation, molecular function: mRNA binding.